AUGGUACAGCACGGCACGACAAGCCGGCUAUGGCUCGGGGGGACAACUUGGAGUUUUGUGGGAAAACACUACUAUCGUCUGGACUGCCGCGUCACCCCCUUAGAUCUGCCUCUGUUAACGGAAACUUAUUUAAGAUAUAUUUUAAGUAAAAUAUUAAUUGUAUUUUUCCCAGGAAGCGUUGUCAUCGAGCGAAUAGAAGAUGGAAUCUUCGACCACAGUUUGUAUAAAAGGUCGGUGGACGAACCUCUACCGGAAGUGCUAGACCUGCGCCUGGAUGACCAAGGACAGGUAGUGCAUCUGCGACUGCGCAGACAUCCUCAUCUUGCAACAGUGUCAAUGACCCAGGCCGGAAGUAUUGAACAUGACCUCUCUUCAAUACAGGACGCGGCGGUGUAUACUGAUAGGAGUUUGGGCGCUUCUCUCGUAGUCAGAAAACGCGAGGCCGAUCCUCAUAACUUUGACUUGGAGGGAACUCUUCUACUGGGAGGAAGAGAAGUAUCGCUGACACCGUCUGUUCGGACAAAACGUGAUUCCGGAAAUAACGCUAAAACCCAUGACGUCAUUCCGAGUAACUCACAGGAUAUCGACAUGGGAAUCGACUAUAUAGAAAAUUCUGAAGAUCUUAUUUCCGAUGACGAGGACACUAACGAACGAACAAAGCGACAGACAACAGAGGAAGACGAACAUACCAUUCAGAUCUAUUUUAUUGCUGACAACACAGAUUUCGAAGGGUGGAAACUUAAUUACCCAGACGACACCGUGGAACAAGUUAAAGACCGAAUGACACUGUAUUACACAGGACUGGGAGAAUCGAUGGGAUUUCGUUACGAGUCUGUACAGGAUAUACCAAUGACACCCAGGCUAAAAAUAAACAUUGAAACCCAAGGCCUACUUAUCAUAGAGACAGCAGACGACACGCCGUGGAUCACCAACAACACCAUGGACAACGGCAACAUCAACGGCUCCAACGCCCUCAACACGUUCGAGUCGUGGAUCGCCACGCAGACAAAAUUCAACAUCCCACAGUCUGACCACUAUAUGACAUUCACCAGGAAGAACCUCGAGGGUAAAACCGGGGCAGGGGCGGUGGGUCUGGCCACGAAGGGGGCGCUCUGUACCGCGAGUUCCGUGUCCAUCGUGGAGAACUCCGUGAGCGGCAUCGUUCCAGGCAUCGCGGCUCACGAACUGGGACACAGCCUGGACGCCGACCACGACGGCUCCAACGACGCCGUGGCGUGCAGCGGCAACGACCGCUACCUGAUGGCGUCUAUCCUCUCCUUUCCGCACUCCGAGUCGACCAGACAGAGACCGUGGACGUUCUCCGCCUGCUCCGUGCAGACGUUCCGCAAGUACCUCAGUCAGGUCAGUUGUACCAAAGAUCACCUAAGUUCCCCGCCAGCUUCAAUUCACCUCGGUCAGAAGAUGACUGGUGACCAGCAGUGUCAGCUCGCUCUGGGGACCAACAUGUGCAGGGCCCUGUUCGGCCCCACGACGUAUGAGCAAUUGUGUUACGGACUGUGGUGUUACCAACCCAACUCGGUUGGCGUCUGCGUGAAAAUUUUCCCCCACGAAUACACGUCCUGUGGAAACGAAAAAUGGUGUAUUAAAGGAAUGUGUGUUACCAGUAAGGAGGCCCCGGCUGUUUACGACGACUGUCCGCAGGGUGACGAGACGGGUUACGGCUGCACGCCGGCGAAGUGUGCGACGUUGACGCCCACGCAGAAGAAGAGAUUCUGCUGCUCCACGUGUAACGCGAAACCGACAACAGCGCCACCGUCAACCACGACAGUCACAACACCUACGACGGUCACAACAACACCUACGACGGUCACAACGCCUACGACGGUCACAACAACACCUACGACAGUUACAACAACACUUACGACGGUCACAACACCUACGACUGUCACAACAACACCUACGACAGUCACAACAACACCUACAACGGUUACAACAACACCUACGACAGUUACAACAACACCCACGACGGUUACAACACCUACGACAGUAACAACAACACCUACGACAGUCACCACAACACCUACAACGAUUACAACAACACCUACUACAACAGUUACCACAACACCUACGACAGUCACAACAACACCUACGACGACAGUCACAACAACACCUACGACGAUCACAACAACACCAUCUACGACGGUAACCACAACACCUACAACAAAAGUUACAACUACACCUACGACAGUUACCACUAAGCCGACUACAAGGCCAACCACGAUAACACUCACCACCACGCCAUCAACGACACGAGUCACAACACCUACUAUUACCACGACAACAACAGUCGCGACGACUCCUACUACUACUACUACUACUACUACUGCUGAUGCUACUACUACUACUGCUACUACUACUACUGCUACUACUACUACUACUGCUACUACUACUACUGCUAUUACUACUACUGCUGCUACUACUACUACUACUAUUACUACUACUGCUACUACUACUACUACUACUACUACUACUACUACUACUACUACUACUACUACUACUACUACUCCAACUACUACUACUACUACUACUACUACUACUACUACUACUACUACUACUAAUGCUACUAUCACUGCCACUACCACUACCACCACCACUACCACUACUACUACUUCUACUACUACUACCACUACCACUACUACUAUUACUACUACUACUACUACCACCAUCAUCACUACUACUACUACUACUUCUACUACUUCUACUGCUGCUGCUGCUACUACUACUACUACUACUACUACUACUACUACUACUACUACUACUACUACUACUAAAUAUAGCUUAUCUGGAAACAGGAAUUCCCAAGUGAAAGCGCACAAGAAAUUGAAUCCCGGAUGA
Gigantopelta aegis is the source of this 2856-nucleotide messenger RNA. Its product is annotated as integumentary mucin C.1-like. Gene Ontology annotation, biological process: proteolysis. Gene Ontology annotation, molecular function: metalloendopeptidase activity. NCBI's taxonomy places the organism in Eukaryota, Metazoa, Mollusca, Gastropoda, Neomphalida, Peltospiridae. The record is from RefSeq and is a predicted model, not a curated record.